CGUCACUCGCGGCCCGGGCCCGCCUCAGCCCCUGGCGGCCAUUUUGCGUGCGGGCAGCGCGGGGCGGGCGGUGGUGACGGGCGCGGCCAUUUUGGGUGUCCACCUGUCCCCGCUCAAGGCAAAGGCACCCAGAGAUGGGCAGUGUGUGAACAGUUUGCUGCCAUAUCAUCAAGCGUCUGGACCAGCUUACACUGACCUGUCAUGGCAUCCAACAAAUUUGUCAUUAAGUGUGGGAACUUUGCUGUCCUGGUGGAUGUUCAUAUUUUGCCUCAAGGCUCCAGUAAAGACACCAGCUGGUUUUCAGAUCAUGAGAAAGAGGAGGUCUGCAGGCUGCUGGAAGAAGUUGUUGCUUCCAGAGUCAAACUUUACUUGGAAGCACGAAGACAACGUGGUCAAUGGAAAUCCAUGGAACGCGGAUCAGCCAGUCCUUUGUUUCUUACAGCCAAGAGCCUGCACAUCACUGCCUACUUCAUGAAGAGAUGGGUUCAUCUCCGCUGCGCUUUAGGGAAACGUUAUCGUGAGCUGCGUGUGUUUCCGGAGAAAUUUGUAGUUUGUGUCAGUAAACUUGACUUUGAUCCAAGUGCUUGGACAGAUGAAAAUGGUGAAUUGAAAGAAGAAUUUUCCAGUGGGACAUCUGAAUAUUUUACUGAAUCUGCUGAGAACAAGAAGCUUAAGAUCAGUCUGAAUGAACAAAUAAAGCAAGACAUCCUGAAAAGAAUUGUGAAAAGGAAGAAAACAAGGAAGAGUAGUGCAAGCCAACCUCAAAUCAGCAAGGGCUCCAAGAAAGUGUAUCUUGGCUCGGGGGACUCACAGACAGAGAACAGAAAGAACGACUGUCAAACUUCUCUCAGUCCUCGCUCUGAUGUGAAACGUUGGACUCCAGGCCUGCUGAAGGACUGUACAAAUACAGCUGGGAGCAGCUUGGAGCUUCCUGUUUUAGAGCUGGAAAAUUAUGUUAAUCAGAGACAGGCAGAUGAUGUUAGCAGCCAGCAAAAACCUCACGCUCUGGAGUGGCUGGAGUCGAGUCUUCUAAGCGAGAACCCUCCUUGCGGCUCUGAGUCAGCUCUGCUGGGCCCAAAGCAAAGUCGAAGAGUGACCAAAACACAGGCUCAGCUGAAGAGCUGUGGGUCAGAGGAGAAGUCAGAGCAGUGCAAAAAAGUGUCCUCUGGAGGGACUCCUUUAAUUUCUGUCGAUACAGAAAUGAGUAAGUGCAAUGCUGAUUGUUUGGGUCCAUUCCUGGAGGAGGAGACCCCCCUUAAUUCCAGGUUUUUUAAGCAAGACAAGCAAUCAUUCACUUGGACAGAAGAACCCUCCCAGCCUCUUUCUGAGAGGAACAGUAGAGUGCAGACAAGCCAGAAUGAGCCAAGCACAGCCACUGAAGGAUUGCCUGCAGUGCCAACAUCGACUCUAGAGCUGCAAGCUGUGUCUUCAGAGAAGCUUCCCCAAAAAAGAAAAAAAGAACCUGAAAAUGGUCUCAGGAAGUUAAAACUUCGAAGGCUUAAGAAGUCAAAAUCUGAAGUAUUACCUCGAUGGCACGAGUGGUCACCCAAAUCUGUGUGUAAGCAAAAAGUAGGAAGCAAUUCCAAAUUAUGGAAAGAUCAUAAAAAUGCAAAAUUAGAGAACACAAUUUAAGAAAUUUUAGAGUUAGCUAAGUAUGUUUGUCAUUUGGAACCGUAAUGAGGAUAAUCCUUUGAAGUCUUUAUGAAUUAGACAUUAAUAUUGCAUGAACCAGUGUCAUAUUUAUAGAAAGAAAAAUCUCAAUAUUUACAAAGCAAAAUUUUAGAUCUGGGUAUGUUUCACUGCUGUUAAAAAGUCAUAUCAACUGAUGACAGCAAAGUAAAACCCCUUUCCUGGUCUGUUAGCAGCUGCAGUUAUUCAGUGUUUUGCUUGUUUCUGAACACAGUUUAUUUUACUAAAAAUUAAUCCUCUGUGCUAGAAAGUUCAUGGUUUAUUCACAUGAUCUUUCCAUCAAUAAGGCAAAUUGAGCUUAUUUCGUAUAAAUCUUUAACCAGGAAUAAUAGCUGAUAAUUUGAGGCCCACCUUUUGAGCGAGCUUUCGAAAUAACUGCAGUUUUCUGCUUGUGCAGUUUUGAUACGAACGUUUAUUUGUGGCCCACGUUGUGGGUACAACUGAUCAUGCAUUCAGUCUUUGGAAAAAUGAAGGUUGGGUUUAUAUUUAUAUAUUUACACCUGGAUGUGUAAACAUUGCUCUGGGGUGAAUGAAGCUCAGGCACAAACAUAUGGACAUGCAUUUAUUUUUCCAAAAUCAGGCCCUGCCUGUGUGCAAGGACAACGUGCGGGUUUUUAUGUGUCAGUGAUACCCCAGUUAGUUCUUACUUUAAGACAGAGGUACUUUUUCAUCCUGCUUUUCAAAUUUAUAUGCAAAUGAGCUAAGGGAACGUAACUUUAUUUCAUGUCUGUCUUUUUUAAAUGUGUCAAAUAAAUGUAUGAGCAAUUUUCUUU
Molecule: messenger RNA, 2462 nt
Organism: Empidonax traillii (willow flycatcher)
Lineage: Eukaryota; Metazoa; Chordata; Aves; Passeriformes; Tyrannidae
Gene: SLX4IP
Product: SLX4 interacting protein
Source: RefSeq, a predicted model, not a curated record